UGGGGGUUUAAUUAACGUUGGCAAAUAUGAGAACAAAUGAUUGUGCAUUGAAGGAUCUUGUUCUAAUGCACCAGACCUUAUAAAUUUGUGUAUUGCUAUGGUAGAGCUUUUGUGCUACGUGUAAACUUGCCUCACUAUUUCCUUGAAUGCCCUUGGUUGUGGUGAUGUAAAAUUGAAGGAAAUUGUGUAAUGGUUUUGGAAUUCUGCAAGUUUAAAUCAUUCUCGGGUCAUCAAUGGAAAGUCCCAUCAUCUGACGAUAUGCCACCACAUCAGAACAUGGAAAGUGAAAUCAAUGGCGGUGCAGCGAAUGGUGGUAAAUUGUAUCAUCGUAAUGGUUCCCUCAACAACAAUCCGGAGGGAAAGCUGGCAGUUCCAGACAAAAACGAAGAUCUGGAUCAUGUCAAUCUGCAAAAAAGGGUGGGGCUGUUAUCAGCAGUGUGCCUUAUUGUGGGAACAAUGAUCGGGUCAGGAAUCUUUAUCUCCCCAAAGGGUGUGCUGGCAGGAACCGGUUCUGUAGGUCUGAGUCUCCUGGUGUGGGUCGGUUGUGGCUUCAUCAGUCUCUUUGGUGCUUUAUCGUAUGCUGAACUUGGAACAUUAAUCACCAAAUCUGGAGCAGAAUAUGUGUAUCUUAAAGAGGCUUUUGGACCCUUCCAUAAGACCCUGGGACCCAUUCCAGCGUUCUUAUUUGCUUGGACCUCCGUCCUGAUCUUAAAGCCGGCUCUCUUUGGGGUGGUGGCUAUGAGCUUUGCACUGUACACCACAGAACCAUUUUUUGAAUGUGGACCACCAGAUGUCCUUGUAAAAGUUGUCUCCAUUCUGUGUUUAUUAUUUGUAUCGGCCAUCAACUGUUACAGUGUGAAGGUGGCAACAAACGUCCAGAAUUUUUUCACCGCAGCCAAACUGAUUGCUAUUGCUGUCAUUACGAUCGGAGGUUUUUUUAACAUGGGAAAAGGUGAAAUUGAGGAAAUCAGCACCGGCUUUGAGGGAUCCAUUCAGUCGCCAUCCAUUAUAGCUCUAGCUUUUUACGAUGGACUCUGGGCUUAUGAUGGCUGGAACAACCUGAAUUACAUUACUGAAGAAAUUAGAAACCCCAGAAGGAACCUCCCCUUGGCCAUUAUGAUAGGAAUUCCGCUAGUCACUAUCUGUUACCUUUUCACUAACCUCUCCUACCUCACGGUGAUGACGAGGGCAGAGCUACUCCGGUCUACAGCGGUCGCUGCAACUUGGGGAGACAGGGUACUGGGUGUAGCUGCUGUUUUUAUACCUAUAUCAGUGGCCCUGUCCACAUUUGGUGCUGCCAAUGGCUCCUGCUUCACAGGCGGAAGACUGUCAUUUGUAGCUGCUAGGGAGGGUCAUCUACCAAAGGUCCUGUCCUAUGUACAUCUGAAGAAGUUCACACCCCUUCCUUCUCUCCUAGUGUCUACCUGCCUGGCAGUUUUAAUGGUGCUGAUGGGAGACAUCUUUGCUCUGAUUGAUUUCUUCAGCUUCACGGCCUGGAUGUUUUAUGGCAGUACUAUGGCAGCAUUAUUGGUGUUGAGGUACACCAUGAAGGAUGCUGAAAGACCAUACAAGGUGCCCAUUAUACUUCCAAUCACUGUUCUGCUGGUGUCUAUCUAUCUUGUCAUAGCCCCCAUCAUCAACGAUCCCAGGGUGGAAUUUUUAUAUGCCUUCAUCUUUAUCAUGAGUGGCCUGUUCGUUUAUGUCCCAUUUGUAGUGAUGAAGAAAUCGCUACCAUAUACAGACACAGUGACCAAAUUUAUUCAGUUGAUCUUAUGGUGUGCUCCCAGCAAAUAUGACUCCGAGCUUGUUGGAGAUUAGAAACAUUCAUUGAGGUCUAGAAUAUUUAAUUGAAUUUUAACUGUGAUACUGUGCCGUUAUAAUACAUUAAUUGACAUUAUUGUAUUCAUAUGCAUUCAUCAUGUUUAAAUUAUUAUUUUUAAACAUAAUUCACAGUGCAGCAUUUAUAGGAAAAAAUAUUUAUAUUAUUUCAAAAUAUAUAUAAAUUUGUUAUAAAAUUUAUUUUCCCGAUUCAUUUGUAAAUGAAACCAUAUUUUAAAGAUUAUUUAUGAAUUUAUUUCCGUUGUUGCAUAUUCUUUAAAAACUGUUGAUGGCGUUUUCAUUUUAAGGUAUUUUCAUAAUUCCACAUUCGUAGAUGUUAUAACAAACUUACAUUCUGUAUGCAUGUGACGUAAAACUGGGCUUGUAAAGAUUGAAAUUACAAAGCGAUAGUGAUUCAUGGUCAACAUGACAAGUUAUCAUUCUUUGGUAACACCACAUUCCUGAAUGAUUCAAACUGAUGUUGACAGUCUGCCAUUUCAUUGUCACAUACUUCUUUGUGUCACACACACACACACCCCCCUGUUUUCCCUGUGGUACUGUGUGUUUAUAUGAUACAUGUACUUCUUUGUCCCCCCCCCCCCUGUUUUCCCUGUGGUACUGUGUGUUUAUAUGAUACAUGUACUUCUUUGUGUCCCCCCCCCCCCCCUGUUUUCCCUGUGGUACUGUGUGUUUAUAUGAUACAUGUACUUCUUUGCCCCCCCCCCCCCCUCCCCCUGUUUUCCCUGUGGUACUGUGUAUUUAUAUGAUACAUGUACUUCUUUGUGUCCCCCCCCCCCCCCCCCUGUUUUCCCUGUGGUACUGUGUAUUUAUAUGAUACAUGUACCCCUCUUGUUAUUCUGGCCCCUAACGUUUCCAGUGGUACUAGGUGUUCAUUACCUAUCUGACAGGUAUUUCUGGAUGUGCCAAAUAUUACAGCCAUUUGUUAUCUUGACUUACACUGUAAAUAGUCUGACUUUUUACUUCAUAAAGAAUAUUGCAUACUUUUGUAAUGUACAUUUUGCAUUCAUUUUUGUGUUUAAGUUUGCAAAGUCUCCAUAUUUCAUAUUUUAAUGGAAUUUUUUUAACGCACCAUGAGAAAAUGAUAGUAAAUUUGUCCUAUAUGUACAAUGUAAAUACCAUUUGUGUGUUUAUUGAUAACCCUAAAACCAUAUGAAAGAUUACUGUAACACACACUGAGUCUUAUCAAACAUUGAUCACAUAGGUUGUCAUUGACGGUAUAUACACUUGUAUAUACAUACACAAUAUGCACAGUAUACAUGUGAUAUAUGUAUUUGUGGGAAAUUUUCACCACUUUGAUGGAAUUCAGGGUUUUGUUAUAUACAGAUGUAUUAUUUAUUUAUUAUCUAAGUCAGAUGUACAAAAUAGUAUUACUGUAGAGUGGAGAGCAACGUGUUCGUGAAGGACAUUUAUAAUUUAUUUAUAAGAUAUUUAUAAUUUUCGUUUUCAGUAAGAAUGAGAGAGAUGUGGUGUCGUAGAGAGAUGUUGAAUUUUUUUCUGUUUGUCGUAGAGAUGUUGAAUUUUGUUCUGUGUUUCUGUUUGUCUAUCGUGCUUUUAAAUUCAAUUGGAUUAUCUGUUGGUGCAUGUUAAGUUUCAAGAUUGUUUGCUUAAAUGAUCAAAUAUUUAUGCAAAAAAGUGUAAGUACAGAGAUCUCAAUAAAUCAUACUGCAACUUUA
Molecule: messenger RNA, 3512 nt
Organism: Ostrea edulis (European flat oyster)
Lineage: Eukaryota; Metazoa; Mollusca; Bivalvia; Ostreida; Ostreidae
Product: b(0,+)-type amino acid transporter 1-like
Exons: 13
Coding region: 190-1818 (542 amino acids)
Biological process (GO): amino acid transmembrane transport
Cellular component (GO): membrane
Molecular function (GO): L-amino acid transmembrane transporter activity
Source: RefSeq, a predicted model, not a curated record